Stylophora pistillata is the source of this 1774-nucleotide messenger RNA. RefSeq names its product protein FAM124A. The record is from RefSeq and is a predicted model, not a curated record. NCBI's taxonomy places the organism in Eukaryota, Metazoa, Cnidaria, Anthozoa, Scleractinia, Pocilloporidae.
UUUGUUGACACAGUACGAGUUUUCACGUACAGUAACUGAGACACGUGCAAGCCUGCCCUGCUGUGGAUUGUUUGGCAACUAAAACGAGAUCGUUUUAAUCGAAUCGCUGAGAAUAUCGAAUCUACUUUGAAGAAACGAGACGGCGUUAUAAUAUCCCAUUGCAUAUUGUUCAAGAGGUUCAACCAUGCCUUGGUAUGAUGACGAUGAUAAAGAAGGUGAACUCAACCUGGGACAAACUCGUGAAAGUCAGGAUCAUGGUGCCACCGGGCCUCGUGUGGACUGGCGCGAAAGGGACCCUUAUCUUUGCACUUUGGAAAUCAGGCUCCCUCGAGAUGAGGUGCCAAAAGUAAAGUCCCUUUACAGUCCGUUGCUCCAAUGGAUUGAUCCCACAUUUCAGCUGCUUCACAUUGAAGAAAGUAAUAAAAAGUCGUUUAUCACGUGGUUUGAACAAGAUGGCCCAAAAGAGAAAGCGAGUAAGAGUCAUUUGAGUAGGCAUCAUUUGAACACACAGUCAUUAAGCGUUGUGCUGUUUUUGCACGAGGAGUCCAAGUGUCAGCUGAACGCAGAAUUUGCAAAAGGGUACCUUCAGUCGCCCCCUUGGGGCUUUCAUCAUAAAAUUGAACUGGCCAACCCUAAGGACAUGCGCACUGUUGCACGCCAAGAUUAUUACGGGUCGUCUCCAGACCUCCCACUGUGGACUGUCUGUUCGGUGCAUUACGGAAACGAGCAACUUAGGUUUAACAUUUUCGUGAAAAAUUUUGAGAAGAUGAAAGAAUUUUACGGCGUGUUGACGGGAUGUGAAACUAGUGCAAGUAAACCAGGAUUCUGUUCUUUUGACCUGUACUCUCAGCCUGGCCUUGAAAUAAAGCUAUCCUUGAAGUAUUCGCCAUGUUUGCAACCCCAUGCAUCGCAGCUCAGCGCACUUAAUUUCAACAUCCGUAAUGUGCUUUAUAUCAAACAGAAACUUCGACUCACGUUGAUCCCAAACGGGGAUAACACGUGGCUGGCUCGUGAUCCUGACGGUAACGCGAUUAUUUUGUCACGUGACGAGAAUGAUGUUUGUGAGAUGGGUGUCGAAGGACACUCGACAGAAGCUUCGGACAGUGGACAGUGGAGCGAGACAGUCAGUGAAGAUUCAUCGUGUGAAACGUGCAGUGACACGAGCUGCACGAGUUUCUCGUGCGAAAGCGGCUGUGAGAGUGUGUCGACAAGAGAUGAAGAUGAAGAUUCUUUUUUAGUUUAGGCGCCUAGAUUAAAACAGAAGACAUUUAGACUGAGUGUCAUGAACCUAGAACCACAACAAAAGCAACGACUGUGAUGCAUGAUCGAACAUAUGAACAGAACAACUCGCCGCAUUGUCAUUAAAACUCCCAGGAACUGACAAGCGAUGCCAUCAUCGAACAAGUGGCAUGGAAGCCAUUUUCCAAAGAGUCGACGAGAACUCUUUAAAGGGUUCGGUGCACCUAAAUGCUUCAAAGACUAUUUUUUAUCAGAAACUACGACAUUCUUUUCAAUAACAUUUGAUCCAGGGAGGACUUUGCUGUUGAUGUAAUCAGUAAUGGUAUUUGAACUGAUCGAUUAAUGGAGUGCAAUUCAGUAUGAAAUCAUACGCGGGAUUUAGAAUAAAAAGUACAUCAGACCAAAAUCGCUCGACAUGAUGCUCGAUUGCCACUUUAAUACAUUCGUGUUUUAAUAAUAUACGUGAAAAAAAUUCUCAGUUCUGAUUGGUUAAGAUGUAUGCAGUUUUCAGUUAAUUCAGUGCAGAAGAGAGUUA